Messenger RNA from Alternaria novae-zelandiae, 825 nucleotides. RefSeq lists its product as uncharacterized. Lineage: Eukaryota; Fungi; Ascomycota; Dothideomycetes; Pleosporales; Pleosporaceae. The coding region runs from base 1 to 825 and encodes 274 amino acids. The record is from RefSeq and is a predicted model, not a curated record. Gene Ontology annotation, cellular component: intracellular anatomical structure. Gene Ontology annotation, molecular function: oxidoreductase activity, acting on NAD(P)H, oxygen as acceptor. The transcript is spliced from 2 exons.
AUGUCCAUAUUCCGCCCCUCCGCCCACGCCCUUAUAACAGGCGGCGCAUCCGGCGUCGGUUACGCCGUCGCCCAACUCUGCUUGAAACACUCAAUGCGCGUCUCCAUCGUCGACUUUAACCAAUCCUCUCUCGAUAUCGCGCGCAAAAACCUCUCCGGCGAUGUUAAAUGCAUCCAAGCAGAUGUCUCCUCCCGCUCAGACUGGUUGUCCAUCCGCCAGCAAGUCGGCACCGACGUUGACUUUCUGAUGCUAAACGCCGGCAUUGGCGGGAAAGGAACGUGGGGCGACGAAGACUAUUUUGACAAGAUCCUCGCUACGAAUCUGGGAGGUGUGGUAAAUGGGUUGAAUGCGUAUGUUCCGAGUUUUAAGGAGAGGGCAGGGGAGGGGAAGAGUGCGAUUGUGAUUACGGGAAGUAAACAGGGUAUUACGAACCCGCCUGGCAAUCCAGCGUAUAAUGCUAGUAAGGCGGCUGUGAAGACCUUGGCUGAGCAUUUGAGCUAUGAUCUCAAGGAUACGGGUGUUGGGGUGCAUUUGUUGGUUCCGGGGUGGACGUUUACUGGGCUUUCUGGGAACGAGCCGGGCUCUACCAAGGCCAAACCGGAAGGUGCGUGGUCAGCCGACCAGGUCGCUGACUACAUGUACACCAAGAUGCAAGCCAAGAAAUUCUAUAUCAUCUGUCCCGACGACCAGGUCACGGAGGAGAUGGACAAGAAGCGCAUGUUGUGGAGUGUUGGGGAUAUCGUGAACGAGAGGCCGCCCUUGACUCGAUGGAGGGAGGAGUACAAGGAGGAGGCUGAGAAAUGGAUGGCGGAGCAGAAGGUGUAA